Rubroshorea leprosula is the source of this 1752-nucleotide messenger RNA. The record is from the annotation of a GenBank genome assembly. Lineage: Eukaryota; Viridiplantae; Streptophyta; Magnoliopsida; Malvales; Dipterocarpaceae.
CUUCAGAGUCCAAAGAAGCUUCCCGAGGGACAGGAGGCAUCCUUUGUUUCAUCUUUAAGUCGUGAUUCCUGAAAUCCCAUGGCGGAGAACGGCGGCGAGGUGACUUCCGAGAAGCAGCAGGGGACAUCCUACACGUAUUGGGUAAGGGAGGCCACGCCGGAUGCAGCCCCACUUGCGGCCCCAAACAAGCUAUUCCCUCAAGAUAUCCUUUCUAACCAAUCCAGUUCCAACAACCUCGGCUCUGUUUAGAAUCAGGCUGGAACUUGGGAGGAGAAAAACCUGAAUGGGUGGGCUACUGACAGAAUAAAGGAAUUGCUAAUCAGUGGGCUCCUUGGAGUUCUCUAGUGGCAAAGGAGAAAUAGCUGAUGUAACAAAGUGUAGUGGUGAUGUGAGUUUUUAGUACAUUGUUUUCAUGUUCUCAUUUAUAUUCAUGAGAAAAGAUACCAAGUUGUCAGGCAUACUUAUUGCAUCAUUUAUUAUUGGUUUUGAGUGCUAAUCAUUCUUGCUGCUGACAUUUCUUUUUGUAAGUAGUUUAUUAUUUCAGUCUAAACUCUUCAGAUUUUGAAGUUGGUAGUGAUUUCAUUGACUAGUAAGCUAAAGACACACAUGUAGUUGUAUGCCUGAACCAAUGCCCCCUAUCUUGUUUUAUUUUGAUUGUAUGCAUGUUAUUGCUAAGCAGGCCUUUUUAGUAACUGUCCGGAACAAGAAACGUGUAGGCUACACUUAUGAGUUGACACUAAAAGUCAAAGGUGAGUGGCUUGUUCAAGAAGAGAGAAGGGCAGUCAACGGCAAUAUAGAUAUCCUAGAGUUCUCAUUUGGUGAGCUGGAUGACUUGCAGAUUGAGGUGCAACUUCCAGAAGAGAAAGAUCUUCUGCAACAAGAUAAGCUGCGGAUCAUACAGGAUAUGAAGAAAUUUUUGCAGCCUGUCCGUGAGAAGUUACUUAACUUUGAACAGGAACUCAAAGAUAGGCAGCUGGUGGGUUCAAUGAAAAGCAAAUGCAUGGCAUUUCCUAAAACUAAAAACUCACAGAUUGUAACUAUAUUGUCUAAUCCAUUAUUACCAACUAAUUUUUACAAGAUAUGUGGAUGCAACAUUAGAUGGUCAAAGGGGAUGAUAUUUCCAGUGAUGCUUACAUUAUGCCAACUGAUUGGUUGUUUGCCUGCAUUUGGUAAUUUGCAUGCUUUCUGGUAUCCAUCUAGCGUUGUGGUUGAUCUGUGAAAGAAGAGAACGCUUCGCCUGUCAACAAGAUUUUGAUAUAAAUGAGGAUGCAGCAGAAAGGCGGUGACCUCUUGAAAGUAGUCGACAAGUCGAUACUGAUUCAUGGCAAGAACUGGAACUCUUUGACAAGUAAAAACAAUGCCUAAGAAGAAAGCAAAGGAAAAAUGGUUAAUUUCCAGUUAUCAUGCAAAGUGCAGUGGAGUGAUUAUGUGGAGAAAACUUUUAAAACUGUAAUAAAUAACAUGAAUAUUUGCAUGUGGGUCAAAAAAACAAGAGCACCAUCAAACUUAAAAUCAUCGAUGAUAGAUGGAAUAGCUCAUAUUAUGUGUUUGGCUUGAGGGAAGGGAGAAGAGGCGAGAGGAGGAGAAAGAAGGAGAGGAGUCCCUCAUUUGAAUAAGUGAAAGAAUAAAAAGCAAAAUGUAAAGGAUUUUCCUCUUUUCCCUUAGUAACUAAAUAGAGAAAUUAUCCAUUCCCUUCUCACAAACCAUAUUUUGAUAUAAGAUUUUUUAAUUUAACAAAUAAUCUGCUUAGGC